CCCCGCGCGGCGCCGCCAUGUUGCGCGGCCGCGCUCGCAGCCAUGUUCCACAGCAGCACGCAGCGCCGGCACUGGACCUUCCGCGGCGAGGAGGAGCUGGCGCGGCGCCGCGCUGAGGGGAACCGCCGCGCCCGGGCCCGGGCGGCGGCCAGCGGCAAGGUGCCGCAGGGCGAGGCGGUGCUGCUGGAGCCGCACGAGGAGCUGGCGCUGUGCAAGUACUACGAGAAGAGGCUCUUGGACUUCUGCGCCGCCUUCAAGCCCGCGAUGCCGCGGUCCGUGGUGGGAACAGCUUGCAUGUAUUUCAAGCGUUUUUACCUCAAUAACUCAGUGAUGGAGUAUCAUCCUCGAAUAAUAAUGCUAACAUGUGCAUUUUUGGCCUGUAAAGUAGAUGAAUUUAAUGUAUCCAGUGCACAGUUUGUUGGUAACCUCCGAGAAAGUCCUCUUGGACAGGAAAAAGCUCUUGAACAAAUACUGGAAUAUGAACUGCUACUUAUUCAGCAACUGAAUUUCCAUCUCAUCAUCCACAAUCCAUACAGGCCAUUUGAGGGAUUUCUAAUUGAUAUUAAGACUCGCUAUCCAGUUCUGGAAAAUCCUGAAGUUUUGAGAAAAACAGCUGAUGACUUCCUUAACAGAGUGGCUCUGACAGAUGCUUAUCUGCUCUUUACACCCUCACAGAUUGCUCUCACUGCCAUAUUGUCUAGUGGCUCAAGAGCAGGAAUUAAUAUGGAAAGCUAUUUAUCAGAAAGUCUUAUGCUGAAAGACAACAAAUCAACAUUAUCCAGAUUACUAGAGAACAUGAAAUGCAUGAAAAAUCUCAUCAGAAAAUACGAAUUGCCAAGGCCUGAGGAGGUUGCUGCUCUAAAACAGAAGUUAGAGAAGUGUCACAGCUUGGACCUUUCAUUUAAUGCAAACUUGAAGAAGAGGAAAGGUUAUGAAGAUGAUGAAUAUGUCACAAAGAAAUGUAAAAUGGAUGAGGAAGAGUGGACUGAUGAUGACCUUGCAGAUUCAUCAUUACUUUGAAGGAAAAUGGACUCCUACCACUGCAGGAACCACUCUCUGGUGUCAGGUGUGACUGUGCCUGCCGCACGUUCCUUAUUAUGUGUCAUAAGAUGUUGAUGCUGUUGGUCUUUAUCUUGCCUUUAAUAAAAUAGUAAGUUGUUGUUCUAUUAAAACCUCAUCCAUUACAUGUCCAAAACCAGCAAGAUUUGUUUCAAGAGAUCUGGCCCUUGUUUUUGGUUCAGAAACAGUUAGUUUCUGAAAUAGUUUGAUGUGGCUGCAGCAUAGUGUUAAAAGCACCGGCUGCUUUAUUUCCUUUUCAUUCAUCCUGUUAUAAUUCUAAAGUACACACACCUUACAUGUAGCUUUAGGUGUUCACCAGUUUCAUUCUAUUUGCUGUAUUUUGUGUGUAACAGGUAAAUUAGGUAGGCAGCUCUGCUCUGUCUUCCAGUUUGUAUUUUUACCAUGUUAUAUUGUCUAUACCAAAGCAACUAAAUCCACAAAAUAAUCCCUUUCAUACACUGUUUACCAUCUAAGUAGGACAGAAUGAAAGGUUAAUUACUCCUCUGAGAUGCAGUUUAAUAUAGGCUUAUAUGUGUUUUGGGACAAUCUAAGAAAAGACUUCUCUAGUAACAAGGUCUUGCAAACAAGUGUGUAGUCAGUAUGGAAGAGCAUCACAUGGUGUUUGCCCAGUGCCAUACAUGUGACAUCUGUGAGCUCCCACCUUCAAAAAGCUGUUCCAGCUGGAGACCAGGUCAACACAGCAAAAGCCACUGUAAUACUACAGUAAAGGUGCAAAAGCAGUCUCUGAAUUUAUGUGACAGUGAUUUCUGAGUUCUGAUAAACAGGAAAAACACUGUAGGAUAUUGUAAAGAUUUACAACAGUGUAUGACAGAAUUAUUUAAGUGGUUAUCUCAUUAGUCUUGUCAGUAAAUCCUUUUAUUCCCUAUUACUGUAUCACUGCCUAGAAAGUAACACAACAGUGAUGAUGAAAUACCCUCUAAAGCAACAGCACAUUUUACUAUGUAAUUUUUUAAACAGAUUAUGGCAGUGUGAUGAGCAGGGGCACUUUCCACUAGACAGGGUUGCUGCAAGCCUCACUGAACAUGACCUUCAACACCAUUCAAGACUGCAGCAUCCCUGGCACUCUGCCAGUGCCUCACUCCACUCACAUGGAAGAAUUUAUUAAAUCUCAACCUACCCAAGAUGUUUUAAUAUCUACUUCCUCACCCAGUGAUGUACAAAUUAAGGCACAAGGACAAGGUAAUCUUGUCUGAGGACUCAUGCUCAAAAAGUGUCACAGUGUGAACACUUCAGAGUACAACACCAGUGCAGAUACUUUCCACAGCAGCCAGAGUUAGCCAGUUUCCAGAGAGUUUGAGAUAUGCAGCUUGAUUUAUUUUAAAAACUUUUCACUUAUAAAAAUAAUAUUUAUGCUAGACUUACAGUAUAAAAAAGACCAAACAAUACCUAUUUUAUAAAAUGGUUUAAUGAAUGCAUGCAUGUCUGAUAUAAUGAUCAAUAAAUUUACUGAAUUCAAAUUAUUUACCGUUGUAAACAUUUUACAAAAGCAUUGUGAUUUAUCUGGAUAUACAGUUCUUGAUGGAAGAACUAUUCAGACUGAAUCAGUGGCACAUCAAAAAAAUAAAGCUGACAAAGACCCAUUCUGCAUAUUCUCUUUCGACACCAUUUCAGCAAGAGAAACAGCAUGGUAUAAAAAGUGUACAGUAAAGGUUUUUCCUACCAUAACAUCGAAUUCUGGAAACUGUAAAUACAAGUUAAAAGUGGUUGAAACAGUCAAAAGUCGUAAUUAUUGUAACCAGUCAGAAAUUACAGUAAGAAAUGUAAUCCAGUUAUAGGUGGUUGUCAGAACAACGCCUUUCUUCUCAUGUCAGUUGAUAAUUCUUUUCCAAUCAGACAGCAAACACUUUGGCAAUCAGAGAUGCUGAAAAUUUCAAAGUCCUAGACACAGUCACAGCAUUUUCUCUGUAGAAGGUGAACUGUACACCAAGGCUCAGAGGUUGUGAAAUUUCAUUGUUUCCAAGUGGAAAAAAAAAAAAAGUGCAAAUGUCCUGCACAGAUAGCUUAAAAAAAAAGCUGCUGGUACAAUCAUUCACCAACAGGAUCUUUGUUUUCUUUUUGCAUAGUUCACACAUCACUGAGAAUGUGACAGGGUGUGCUAUUUUUGGCAAGAGCAAGAAGAAAGUGAUACUGGUGAGAGUUGCCAUGUUGGGCAUGCUGGAUCCAUGCAGAAUUCAGGUAGAAGGCUGCUACCUGAUGUUGUUGGACACCGAAUACUGAUUUUGUUUUUGUUGUAGCAGUUCAGUAAUGGCCAAAAGCUUCUUAAGAACAUGCUGU
Oenanthe melanoleuca is the source of this 3354-nucleotide messenger RNA. RefSeq names its product cyclin H (gene CCNH). The coding region runs from base 43 to 1020 and encodes 325 amino acids. The record is from RefSeq and is a predicted model, not a curated record. The transcript is spliced from 9 exons. Gene Ontology annotation, cellular component: transcription factor TFIIK complex; nucleus. Gene Ontology annotation, molecular function: cyclin-dependent protein serine/threonine kinase regulator activity. Gene Ontology annotation, biological process: DNA-templated transcription; regulation of cyclin-dependent protein serine/threonine kinase activity; regulation of transcription by RNA polymerase II. Lineage: Eukaryota; Metazoa; Chordata; Aves; Passeriformes; Muscicapidae.